CCCUUAUCCCCAUUCCGCCACGCGCUCCCACGCCGCGCCGCUCCCCUCCCCACCGCCGCGCCGCCAUGGCCGCCAUGGCGCCCUCCUCCUCCUCGCUGCCGCCUCCCGUCCCCGCGAAAACCCUAAACCCUACCCGCAUCCUCCCUCUCACCCGCAAGGCCCCUGCCGCCGCCGCGUUGGCACCUCGCCCGCUCCUCCUCUCAUUCCCCACGCCCGCGCCCGCGCCCGCCCGCCGCCUCGCCGGACUCCGCGCCACCGCCCAGCAAGGAUCCCCCGAGUACCAGUUCGAUGGUGAUGAGGAGGACGAGGAGGAGUGGGAGGAUGACGAGGGCGACGAGGAGGACAUGGACGUGGAGGCGAUGGAGGAGGAGGCGCGUGGCGCCGCCGCCGACCUCGCUAAACGCCUCGCCCGUGAGCUCCACAUCGAUGAUGACGUCCGGGAGAAAAGAAGAAACGUCAGAGAUAAGACAACAGCGUCUAAACAUAUCCCAGAUAGUCUUCUCCCGAAGGUGGCAAUUAUCGGGAGGCCGAAUGUCGGUAAAUCUGCACUAUUCAACCGUCUUGUUGGGGGCAACAGGGCUAUCGUUGUUGAUGAACCUGGUGUGACAAGAGAUCGCUUAUAUGGACGAUCUUAUUGGGGUGAUCAGGAGUUUAUGGUUAUUGACACUGGAGGAGUAAUUACUCUCUCAAAGUCUCAAGCAGGUGUGAUGGAAGAACUUGCUGUCACCACUACUGUUGGUAUGGAUGGGAUUCCUCUCGCCACCAGAGAAGCUGCUAUUGCGAGGAUGCCAUCAAUGAUUGAAAAACAAGCCGUUGCGGCUGUUGAUGAAGCAGCUGUCAUACUAUUCAUCGUGGAUGGUCAGGCUGGUCUUGUGGCAGCUGAUAUAGAGAUUUCUGAUUGGUUACGCCGCAACUACUCUGACAAGUGUGUUAUACUUGCUGUCAAUAAGUGUGAAUCUCCACGGAAAGGGCAAAUGCAAGCAUUAGACUUUUGGUCACUAGGGUUUUCUCCUCUGCCAAUUUCUGCUAUUACUGGCACAGGAACUGGGGAUCUCCUUGAUCUGGUGUGUUCAGAGCUGAGAAAUUUUGAGGGAUUGGAUGGAGUUGAACAAGACAAAAAUAAUGUUCCUGCUAUUGCCAUUGUGGGAAGACCAAAUGUGGGGAAAAGUAGUAUUCUAAAUGCUUUGGUUGGAGAAGAUAGAACUAUUGUAAGCCCAGUUAGUGGGACAACCCGUGAUGCCAUUGAUACUGAGUUUACUACUGCAGAUGGGCAGAAGUACAAACUUAUUGAUACUGCUGGGAUCCGGCGCAGGGCAGCUGUUGCUUCUGCUGGUAGCACAACAGAAACGCUCUCGGUAAAACGUGCAUUUCAAGCGAUCCGCCGCUCUGAUGUGGUUGCCCUUGUUGUUGAAGCGAUGGCCUGCAUUACAGAGCAGGAUUAUAAAAUUGCAGAAAGGAUUGAGAAAGAAGGAAAGGCUUGUGUCAUUGUUGUGAAUAAAUGGGAUACAAUCCCAAACAAGAACCAUCAGAGUACGACACAUUAUGAGCAAGAUGUAAGAGAAAAGCUUCGCAUACUUGAUUGGGCACCUAUUGCCUACUGUUCUGCGACAAAUGACACCAGUGUUGAAAAGAUAAUAUCUGCUGCUGCUUUGGUUGAGAAGGAAAGGUCUAGAAGACUUGGUACCUCUAUUCUUAAUCAAGUUGUUAGAGAAGCUAUAGCAUUCAAACCUCCGCCACGGACAAGAGGUGGCAAACGAGGUCGUGUCUAUUACACAACACAGGCUGCUGUCGGUCCACCAACAUUUGUUUUCUUUGUAAAUGAUGCAAAGCUCUUCCCUGAGACAUACCGCCGUUACAUGGAAAAGAAACUCCGGUCAGAUGCUGGAUUUCCAGGCACCCCUAUUCGGUUGUUGUGGCGUAGCAGAAGGCGGGCAGAUAAACGAGGUAAAUCUGCAGAUAUUAACUUGCAAAGCUCAGGAACCUCGGGCAAAAUGGCUGCAGUUGUCUGAGUCACAGCCUCACAGACACCGACCAAUGCCGAGCUCGAGACGCAGACGGCGCCCUGUUUACCCGACGUGGUUACAAGAAGGCGUUCUUCGACGCCACGAGCGGGCUGUCGCUGGAGCGGGACCUCGCCGGCGAGCCCGCCGGGUUCUUCAGCCCUUAAGGAGUUGGCACGUUCGCCGGCGCCGACGGCGGUUCGGCAUGAUUGCGGCGUCGAAGACUAGAAGGCAUUCUUCGACACAACGGGCGGGAUGUGGCAGGAUCACGCCGUCGCCGGCCAGCCCGCCGGGUUCUUCUUCGCGACGGGCUCCCAGGGCGGUGGGCAGGAAAGCACGGCGCAGACGGUGUCACGCAUCUGGCAAACCAAUAUUUCUGAAAUUUUAAGUUGUUUGAAAUUUCCAAUAUUUCUGAAAUUUGAAGUUUGAUAGAUAUUUGACCCCAAAUCCUAUUUGCCCGGGUUUUUCUUUUACCGGUUCAAUUUUUCA
Messenger RNA from Phragmites australis (common reed), 2489 nucleotides. RefSeq lists its product as uncharacterized. Lineage: Eukaryota; Viridiplantae; Streptophyta; Magnoliopsida; Poales; Poaceae. Gene Ontology annotation, cellular component: chloroplast. The transcript has 13 exons. The record is from RefSeq and is a predicted model, not a curated record. Gene Ontology annotation, molecular function: GTP binding. Bases 66 to 2009 code for a protein of 647 amino acids.